AUGUCGAACUCAAAUGCCCCAUAAGACGUUGAGCUCCUGAAAUCCGAUAUAGCAUCAUUUGCUUCCUCUCUUGGCUUCACCGCCAAUUCUUCCCUUCCUUAUUCAGGCUUCAACGAUGUUGAUUUUCGAAAAGAUGGUCCCCUUAAACCUCCAAAGCCUCCAAAAAACCCGAGCUCUCAACUUUAGAAGAAACCUACCGAUACCCAAACCCUAAAAACUGAUAAAAACACGAAAAACAACCAAAGACCAAAGCCCAAUCCUCCAGUUCUGUCUCUUGAAGACGGAAACCAGAGUAAUAGGUUCUCUAGAGAGCCUGAUAAGUUCAAGAAUUUGCCAGCUUUGCCUUUGGUGAAAGCGAGUGCUUUGAGUGCGUGGUACGAGGAUGAAUCGGAGUUGGAAAAGAAAGUGUUUGGAGAGGAGGGGAAAGGGAAAAAGGCUGUAGAUGAGAACGUGGAGGAGCUGAAGAGGUUAGUCGAGAAGAAGAGGGAACUUGGGGGAAGAUUGAUGUGGCAGUACGCUAAAGAUUAUGAAUCAUCGAAAGGAAUAUGGGAUAUGAAAAUGGUUUUGGCUAGUCAGAGGUCAGGGACUGCUGCUGAUAAAGUUUCUGCCUUUUCAUUCUUGGUUGCGGAUAAUCCUGUUGCUAAUUUGAAGUCGCUUGAUGGGCUUUUGGGGUUAGUAACAUCAAAAGUAGGAAAGCGGUAUGCAUUUGCUGGAUUCGAAGCUUUAAAAGAACUUUUUAUUUCAAAGUUAUUGCCUGAUCGAAAGCUGAAAACACUCUUACAACGUCCUGUGAACGAGCUUCCAGAGACAAAAGAUGGAUAUUCCCUUCUUCUUUUCUGGUAUUGGGAGGACUGCUUGAAGCAGAGGUAUGAGCGUUUUGUUAAUGCAGUUGAGGAGGCAUCGAGAGAUAUGUUACUGGCUUUGAAAGAUAAGGCACUAAAGACCAUGUAUGCACUGCUAAAGAGAAAACCGGAGCAAGAACGUAAGCUGCUAUCUUCUCUAAUUAACAAACUUGGAGAUCCUCAAAGUAAGGGUGCAUCAAAUGCAGACUUUUAUUUAUCAAACCUUCUAUCAGAUCACCCUAAUAUGAAGGCUGUGGUUAUUGAUGAAGUGGAUACUUUCCUUUUUCGGCCUCAUUUAAGACUACGUGCCAAGUACCAUGCUGUCAAUUUUUUGAGCCAAAUUCGUUUGUCACACAGAGGAAACGGGCCAAGGGUAGCAAGUGGUGAUGGGUUAUUCUCAGUGAAAUCGUGCAGGAAAGCUCUUGGUAAGGAAGUUGGGGGUAUUGAGUUGUGGUCAAAAGGGGUGUGGUUGGGUUUGUCUCCGCCUCGCGUAGAAGCCUUCCUAUGGCAGUUAGCUCAUCAGAAGGUUGCAGUUAAAAUGGAGUUAGUUAAAAGAGGAAUGUCCUUAGAAGAAGAUGUACUCUGUCCUUUUUGCAAGGAACAUGAGGAAACUGUGCAACACUUAUUCAUUUCGUGUUUUGUAGUUUGGGAACUAUGGAAUAAACUAGCAAGCUUCUGGGACUUGUCUAUUGUGCUACCACAGGACCCUCCUUCCUUAUUUAAUUCGUGGGGGAGUUUGAGGUUAUCUAAAUGGUUCCUAGCCAAGUAUCCUAAAUUCCCUAUCCAGGAAGAUCUGCUAAUUGGGGAUCCAUCACUAGCUGAUGGUAUUUCUGUUCCUAAACCUAAAGAUUAUGAUGUCAUUAGCUGGCUUCCUCCACCUGUUGAUUUCUUAAAGAUGAAUGUUGAUGGAGCUGUUAGGUUAAAAGACUCGAUUGGAGGUAUUGGAGGCAUUUUAAGGGACUGGAAUUGCUGCACUCUACUGACUUUUUCUGAGAAUAUUGGUCAAGGUCCCCCACCAGUUGCAGAGUUAAAGGCUAUUAAAAGAGGCAUCGAAAUUUUUUUAGCUUCAAGAUGGUCUGCUGCUAGUAGAUUGGUUGUUGAGAGUGAUUGUAAGUCGGCAGUGGAGUGGAUUCACACCCCGUCUUUGGCACCAGUUUUCAUGUUGCCUCUGGUUAGAGAAAUUCUGUUGAUCCUUUCGGGAAAGGUUCUUGAAGUAGCAGAAGUGGUUAAGUCUUAUGUAAAAGCAUCUGCUGAAAGGGUCAACUAUGAGGGAGUUUGGGGAAAGAAGAGAUUUUAUAUUUUGCAAUUUCAGGUACUGAUUUCUGAGGCAGGAAAAAGUCAGCAACCAGAAAAAGAAAACAAAGCAGUAAAAAAUUCUCAUAGGUCAAAGGAGAACAAGAGAAAAGGUAGUGGAGAAUCACAUGUUGAAUUGGAUUCAAGGCUUCUGUCUGCUCUCCUUAUGGGAGUUAAUCGAGCAUUUCCUUAUGUUUCAAGCAACGAAGCUGAUGACAUAGUUGAUAUAGAAACGCCAAUUCUCUUCCAACUGGUUCAUUCCAAGAACUUUAAUGUAGGAGUCCAAGCACUAAUGCUUCUUGAUAAGAUAUCUUCGAAGAAUCAGGUUGUCAGUGACCGAUUUUACCGUGCCUUGUACUCAAAACUCUUACUUCCUGCUGCUAUGAAUUCGUCUAAGGCGGAAAUGUUUAUCGGACUUCUUUUGAGAGCCAUGAAAAGCGACGUCAAUUUGAAACGCGUGUCUGCCUUUUCAAAACGUAUAUUGCAGGUUGCACUUCAACAACCUCCCCAGUAUGCCUGUGGCUGCCUUUUCCUUAUAUCAGAAGUCCUCAAAGCAAGGCCACAAUUAUGGAAUUCCAUGCUCCAGAAUGAGUCAGUUGAUGAAGAUCUUGAACAUUUUGAAGAUAUUGUAGAGGAAACUGUUACCAAACCUAGCUUGGCAUCAAAGAAGGAAGAAAAUAACAUUGAUAUCCAUGUUGGUGAAGCUGCCAAUAGUGGUUCUUCAGAUGAUGAAGGUGUUUUGCCAUCUUAUUCUGAUGACGAUGUUUCGGAAGAUGCAGAUGAGUUGAUUAUUAAAGAGACUCCGAAGGAUCUCCAUGUACAGGAACUCAAGACAAAAUCCGAUCAAAACUCAUCAAAACCUCCAAAACCCACUACCAAGUCUUUCUUGCCUGGGGGAUAUGAUCCCAGGCACAGGGAACCUUCUUAUAGCAAUGCUGAUCGUGCAAGCUGGUGGGAACUGAUGGUACUUUCGACACAUGCUCACCCUUCAGUUGCCACCAUGGCUUCAACUCUUCUGUCCGGGGUCAAUAUUAUUUACAAUGGCAACCCAUUGAAUGACCUGUCACUUACCGCCUUUCUAUACAAGUUCAUGGAAAAGAAACCAAAAACAAGCUCAUGGCAUGGUGGAUCCCAAAUCGAGCCUGCCAAAAAGCUUGAUAUGAACAACCAUUUGAUUGGGCAAGAGAUUCUGUCGUUAGAGGAAACAGAUGUUCCUCCAGAAGAUCUCGUCUUCCACAAAUUUUAUUUGAACAAAAUGCAUUCCUCAAAAAAACCAAAGAAGAAGAAGAAGAAAGCUGCAGGGGAAGAAGCUGCUGAAGAUUUUGAUGUUGGUGGCAAUGAAAUGGAUGAUGAUUAUGUGGAUGGUGAUGAUGAAAGUGACAAUGAAGAGAUCGAAAAUUUGUUGGACGCAACCAAUCCUUCUGUAGAUUCAGAUGGGGACUAUGACUAUGAUGAUCUAGACCGUGUUGCUGAUGAAGAUGAUCAGUUGAUAGGCGAUGACAGUGAUGCAGAGAUGGAUCUACCCUCGGACUAUGCUGAUGGAAAGGAUUUCGAUGCUGAUGCCGGAAGUGAGCAGAUCGAUGAUGGUGGUGAUGAUCUCAUCGCUCUUGGAGACACAGAUGAUCUUAGUGAUGAUGAGGGUGAGUUUCAUCAAAGAAAAAGGAAACGGAAGUCUGGUAAAAAGACUUCAGCUUCUCCCUUUGCUAGUCUUGAAGACUAUGAGCAUUUGCUAAAUGAGGACAGUCUCACCGAGGAAGAACCGAUGAAGACAAAAAAGUCCAAACCCGGGAAAAAGAAGUCCGAGAAAGAAUCCAUGAGUACGGAAAAGUACAAACCCAGGAAAAAGAGGUCCGAGAAAGAAUCCGCAAGUGCAAAAAGGUCCAAACCUGGGAAAAAUAAGUAAUCUAAGUAACUCCUGCCUUACCCCGCUUAUUCGAAAUCUCACGGUAUAACAUUGUGAAUGUUUGUUUAAUUUUGCGCAUGCCUCGGAACUCAUAGGCAUGCCUCACACCGGACAGAUUAAUGAACAAAUAUUCUCACCUUUUUAGUAUCGGAAUUGAAGCUAAAUCCGGUAAAUGAUUCCAUAUUCCAGUAUUUGUGGCAUCUUCUGGAGGCAAAUAUCAGUGAAUUGAAGGAUGGGAAUUGUUCAAGUUACAAAAUUUUGUUUUAUUGUCUUCUACAAUGAAAUACUUUUAUUGUUUUCUCAUACUUGAACAUGUCUUGAUGG
Molecule: messenger RNA, 4362 nt
Organism: Hibiscus syriacus
Lineage: Eukaryota; Viridiplantae; Streptophyta; Magnoliopsida; Malvales; Malvaceae
Product: CCAAT/enhancer-binding protein zeta-like
Cellular component (GO): nucleus
Molecular function (GO): nucleic acid binding; RNA-DNA hybrid ribonuclease activity
Source: RefSeq, a predicted model, not a curated record